AUGGAAUAUUUACGUUUGCUUGACAUCGAUCCUACUGGUUCACUUCUUCGAUUAAUCAAUGUUUCUCAUCAAAAAUCUCUUGAUCUCAAGAAUAUAUCCAUUCGGCAAGUCAAUACCGAUGGUAAAGUGGCGAAUUCAUACACAUUUCAUCCUCGAGUUCGUUCUUUACUACGCCAUAAUGAAGUCGUCACCAUUUAUAAGAAAAAUUACCGGCACAUGAAAUUUGAUAAUGAACCUUAUAUGUUUAUCGCGAAUGAUAUCGCACGAUGGUUGAUCGAUGAUCAUAUUCGAACCGAACUUUCGUUUAAUGACGUUAUCUUUCAUUCACAAGAACGGUGUGUAUCAAUAAUAAAUGACAUUCCAUUGUUUUUCACCCAAUAUUCAUUCGAUUCACAAUCAGAUAAAACGAAAACAAACACACCCUCAGUUCAUUACGGUGACUUUCAUUUUCCCUACUGUUUAUCUACUGAUAAUUCAGUCAAUCCACAUACUCAUGGUGUUGAACGUCAAGUUCAACAUACUGGGAAUUUUAACGAUUAUCAUCGACGAUUGACGACUUCGCCAAAGAAAAUCCAAAUAAAUACAAAUCCGAUAGGUUUAGGUAUGGACCAUCCAAUUUUUCAAAAUGAAGACCGUUUAACAAGACUCCGAGCGCUUGAAGGUUUCGAAAUCGUCAUGAUACUUGACGAUAGUUCAUCGAUGCGUACACCUAUUAUCGAUCGAGAUCAAGAAGAUGUUUCACCGUUUAGUCAACUACCUACACGCUGGGAUGAGCUCAAACAUGUCACAUCUAUUGUUGUUGAUCUUGCUGCAACGCUAGACCCCGAUGGAAUCGAUAUUUUCUUCUUAAAUCGUCCUCCCUUAUUACACGUUAAUCAUUCAAGUGCGUUGAAUGAAACGUUCUCGAAACCACCCAACGGUCCCACGCCAUUAACACAAGUGCUACGGGAUGUUCUCACACUAAAACGUGCACAUAUUCUUGACCGAAAGUUAUUACUGUUAAUUGCAACCGAUGGUUUACCAACAAAUGAUCGAGGACAAAGCGAUUUGAUGGCCUUAGAAAAGCUCCUACGUCAUGAACGAGAUCCAUUUGUGGAUAGAAUCUACAUUGCAUUUAUUGCUUGUACAAACGAUCUUCAAUCAGUCGGUUAUUUAAACCGUUUCGACAAGACUAUUCCUAACAUUGAUGUUCUCGAUGACUAUCAUAGUGAACGUGCAGAAAUUCUGGCUGUACAAGGCAAAACGUUUCCUUUUUCCUAUGGAGAUUAUGUUGUAAAGAUUUUAAUGGGCUCGAUAGAUCCAUGGUUUGAUCAAUUGGACGAAAAAAAAGUCAAACUCAACCGGUCGUCACAACACGGACGAUUGCCAAGACAGAAUGCAACAGAGCGCAAAAAAAGUUGUAUAGUCUCGUGA
Molecule: messenger RNA, 1413 nt
Organism: Adineta ricciae
Lineage: Eukaryota; Metazoa; Rotifera; Eurotatoria; Adinetida; Adinetidae
Source: the annotation of a GenBank genome assembly